UGCUGGGGAUGUAGCUCAGGGCAAAGAAUCUGGGUUCAGUCUCCAGCGCUGGGGGCGGGCGGAGUCACGGGCGCCAACUGGCAGUCCCGGUAGAGGUCAGGCCAUGCCGCUGCUCGCUGCUCGGCCAGCCCUGCGCGAGGCAGCUGCUCUCGCUGUGCUCCACAGGACUCCGGGCACUUCUGGGAGGGGGCAGCCGGGUAGAAAUGGGUUCCAACGGGCGGAAGCUGCAGUUCCCCGCGGCGCCAGCGGCCACGCUCCGCCCCCUGCCGGCCGCUCCGCAGGUCGCCUGUCCCGCCCCCUGCCGGCCGGCCGCGGGACCGCCCAGGGCACGGCCGCUGACCGCGCGUGAGGCGCCGGGCAGCUUAGCCGCGAUCUCCAGGUCCCAAGCCCCAGGCUCCAGGCCCCAGGCCCCAGGCCGGCCGCUCCCCCGCCGAGGCGCGGCGCAGUCGGGGCACCCUCCCGCCAUGAAGCGGGGGCUAAUCGUGGGCGCCGGGUUGACAGGAAGCCUGUGCGCUGCGCUGCUGAGAAAAGAGGUGUCCGGUCCGCUCUACCUCGCUGUGUGGGACAAGGCUGGCGACUCGGGGGGAAGAAUGACUACAGCCAGCAGUCCUCAUAAUCCGCACUGCACAGCUGAUUUGGGUGCUCAGUACGUGACCUGCACUCCUCAUUAUGCUAAAAAACACCAAACUUUUUAUGAUGAACUGUUAGCUCAUGGCAUUUUGAAGCCUCUGGCCUCUCCUAUUGAAGGAAUGAUGGUGAAAGAAGGAGACCAUAACUUUGUGGCCCCUCAAGGAAUUUCUUCAGUUGUUAAGCACUACUUGAAACAGUCAGGUGCGGAAGUCCACUUCAGACAUUGUGUGACUCAGAUCAACCUGAGAAAUGGCAAAUGGGAAGUCUUCAAUGAAACAGGCUCCCCUGAGCAGUUUGAUUUUGUUGUCCUCACAAUGCCAGUUCCUCAGAUUCUGCAGCUUCAAGGGGACUUUGCUAACUUGAUUAGUGAAUGCCAAAGACAGCAACUGGAGUCUGUGAGCUACUCCUCUCGCUAUGCUCUGGGCCUCUUUUAUGAAGCUGGCACGAAGAUUGAUGUCCCUUGGGCUGGGCAGUACAUCACCGGUAAUCCCUGCAUACGCUUCGUCUCCAUUGAUAAUAAGAAGCGCAAUAUAGAGUCAUCAGAAAUCGGGCCUUCCCUGGUGAUUCACACCACAGUCCCAUUUGGAGUUACGUACUUGGAACACAGCGUUGAGGAUGUACAGGAGUUAAUCCUUCAGCAGCUGGAAAACAUUUUGCCAGGUUUGCCUCAGCCAGUUGCUAGCAAAUGCCACAAAUGGAGACAUUCGCAGGUUACAAGUGGUGCAGCAAAAUGCCCUGGCCAGAUGACUCUUCACCUCAAACCUUUGCUUGCAUGUGGAGGGGAUGGAUUCACUCAGUCCAACUUUGAUGGCUGCAUCACUUCUGCCCUAUGUCUUCUGGAAGCUUUGAGGAAUCAUAUUUAGUGCCUGGGUUCUUAUUCUUUACGGUUACUUUGGGUUUUUGUCUCACAAUUUUCUGUUAUUGAUUAUUUUGUUGAGAGAAAUUACUGGAAAAUUGUUCUUCACUUGUCAUUUUUCAUAUAGAGUAUAAAAUCAAUCUUAUAACUUUGACAGUUAUACUCCAUAUAAGAGUGAAAACGUCUUUUACCUUAUUCCUUUUCCACUUUUCUGAAAUGCCAGUCUUUGUUAGAAAAAAAAAAAAUGGUGCUUAGCAAUAAGAAAUAGACCGUCCCAAAAGCUGCAUUAAGAAUCAAAAGCAGCAGUUCAUGUUAUUAUUUAUCCCUUUAAAUCUUUGUUCUGAAUAAAGAAUAAUCAUUAUCAAACCCUCAUUUUAAGUCUCAAAUGUGUCCUUGAUUCAACUUUUUUUCAAAUUAGUGAGCUACAAGAGUUCUCCAAACUGGAAUCCACAAGGUAGUUUUUGCUGGUUAUUUAUUUCCCAACUUAUCAGAUGCCAUGGGGUUGUAAUUUGGAUGCUGACUUGACUAGUAAAGGAAAUUCCCUGCAGAUUUUCAGAAAAUAGCAAGAUUCAGUUUGAUUUUCCUAGUCAUAUAAUACUUUAUAAGCUUAAAACAGAUUCCAGUCUUAAUAUGAAAGAUUAAAAUCAAACAGUGAGAGAAAAAUAUAUCUCUUUAACUUGUGUUGUCUCCUGUAGCUGGUGCUGUUACCUUUGCAUGCUCUUAAGUAUGUGCCUUGGCAUUUAGACUGUGUCAAGUUUAAUGAAUUUUUGUGUCCAACCAAAAAUAUACUGAACUAGAAAAUAGAUGCACUUAAAAUAGUUCAGUUCUGCCAGUGUAGUUCAGCAUAUCACUCAUAUUUGUCAGGGACUCAACCCCAUGACUUGCAGGCUAGAGAAAAAUUGAUCCCCAGCCUUUUAAAACAAGCUACCUAUUGCUAAUUUGAAAAGUAAAGUGGUGAGUUUUGAAAGGAAAGGAAUUAGUGCAACCUCCCAGCAUAAAAAAGAAAAGUUCAACAAAAUACUCCUUACUUAGUAGUUCUUAAAGAUUGACACGUCCAUUGUCAUAUGGACACAUACAUGCACAGGCAAAACAUGCUUCUAGAGCUGUAAAGGGAGUUUUAAGAUCUUGUGCCAUAUUGUUAUAUGUUUCCUUUCAGCAAUAAAUUGCUAUAAAAAUUAAAA
Chinchilla lanigera (long-tailed chinchilla) is the source of this 2667-nucleotide messenger RNA. It is a transcript of the gene Rnls, whose product is annotated as renalase, FAD-dependent amine oxidase. The record is from RefSeq and is a predicted model, not a curated record. The coding region runs from base 204 to 1493 and encodes 429 amino acids. The transcript has 7 exons. Gene Ontology annotation, cellular component: extracellular region. Lineage: Eukaryota; Metazoa; Chordata; Mammalia; Rodentia; Chinchillidae. Gene Ontology annotation, molecular function: oxidoreductase activity, acting on NAD(P)H.